Messenger RNA from Oikopleura dioica, 660 nucleotides. NCBI's taxonomy places the organism in Eukaryota, Metazoa, Chordata, Appendicularia, Copelata, Oikopleuridae. The record is from the annotation of a GenBank genome assembly.
AUGAAAUUUGAAGAGUUUCAAAGCUACUUUCGAUUCCAUGCUUUUCCCAGCGGUAAAGAAGAACAGGAAGAGUACUGGGAAAUGUGGUCCGAUAUAAAAACUAUCCGCGGACGGGUCCUCUCGAAGGACCAGAGAGAUAAUGAUUCUAUGCGAGUUUACAAUGGAUUCAGCCUUUUCACGAUUCUAGGACGGAAGAACGAGUUUCGAAACGUCCAGUGUAUGGACGAGGUGUUUCUUUACGGAUUGCCGGCGACUCCACGCGAUCAUACUCUCUUACGCAAUUUGACAUCCGUUCUCAAGCGGACCGACUCAUCCGAGGCCAUUGCCGAUUCUGACUCUGAGAAUGACACGGAUACUUCUGCCGAAUUCAUGUCCGAUACUGCUUCGAGUGGAAAGCCUUCGACUUCUUCUAGCUCUAGCUCAAGCAGUUCUAGCUCUCUAGCCUCUUCUGACGACGAAAAACACGAGGGUUUUCAGCAGCGGACACUUUCAGACUCGGAUGAGGAUUUCUCCUAUGUUUCUAAAGUUCCAGAAUCUCCAAAAACGAGCGAAAAGCAAGAGAAAAAGUCGCCUCCUUCCAGCUCGGGUCCUUCAUCAAAAAUCCCUCGCCUCACUCUUCGACGAAACAUCAACGGGCAUUAUUCCAAGGUCGAAAAAUAA